CGAGCUUCUUGUUCUCUCCCCCCGCAUUUCUUUUUCUCUUCCUUCUCCGUCGUCUUCGUUCCGCAUCCAUCUUUCCUUCCGCCCCCCGCUCCUACUGGUUUUACUUUUUAGAUUAAGAGAAGAUGUCAGGUGAAGCAUCCCGCGAGGAGAAUGUCUACAUGGCCAAGUUGGCCGAGCAGGCUGAACGCUAUGAGGAAAUGGUGGAGUUCAUGGAGAAAGUUGCAAAGACAGUUGAUGUUGAGGAGCUGACUGUGGAGGAAAGGAACUUGCUUUCUGUGGCUUAUAAGAAUGUGAUUGGGGCAAGAAGAGCUUCGUGGAGGAUCAUUUCUUCCAUUGAGCAGAAAGAAGAGAGCAGGGGAAACGAGGACCACGUGUCUAUUAUCAAGGAUUACAGGUCCAAGAUUGAAACCGAGUUGAGCAAGAUCUGUGAUGGCAUCCUGAACCUUCUUGAGACGCAUCUCAUUCCUUCUGCCUCAGCUGCCGAGUCUAAGGUGUUUUACCUCAAAAUGAAGGGUGAUUACCACAGGUAUCUUGCUGAGUUUAAGACUGGUGCUGAGAGAAAGGAAGCCGCAGAGAGCACCCUGGUGGCUUAUAAGUCUGCACAGCAGAAGAUUCAUAUAUUUUUUUCUUUGGUGCAGGAUAUUGCACUUGCUGAUUUGGCUCCUACCCACCCGAUCCGUCUGGGACUGGCACUGAACUUCUCUGUUUUCUACUAUGAGAUCCUUAACUCACCUGAUCGUGCCUGCAACCUUGCCAAACAGGCUUUUGACGAGGCCAUCUCUGAGCUGGACACAUUAGGUGAAGAGUCAUACAAGGACAGCACUUUGAUCAUGCAACUUCUCCGUGACAACUUGACACUGUGGACUUCUGAUAUCACGGACGAUGCUGGGGAUGAGAUCAAGGAAGCAUCAACGAAGCGCGAAUCGGGAGAAGGGCAGCAAUAGUCCCUUUCAUUCCUAGGAUGAUGAUGUGUCUACUCUCUUCUCUGUGCUAUUAUCGUUUGAUGUCGUACCGCGAAUUCCAUGAUAUGGGGUACUGUAGUCUCUGAUUUGAUGAUAUGAAUUCAAUCUAUGCUUUGCUUCCUCUAGUGUGGCCAGCCGGCACUUAGGGUUUCAAUCUCAAUUUAUUGUCAAAAGCUUCUGGUAGUCGGGUUGAGAUAGCGUGGAUGAUGUCAGCUUUUUAAUGGUAUGCAUUUGAUCUUCUUUACCCUUCUUCCACUUUUGAGGUUGAAUUCAAUUCGACAGCUGAAGUUUGAUGGUGUAUGAAUAAAGUAUUAUCUUCCUUCGGAAAGAGGCUGAGAGACUGUCAUGCUUGCUGAAGCCUGUGCAGCUAUAACAGGGACAAAAUCCCCCGUCACGUCCCAUAGUUAGCGACGUGUUUUAGGAACAAAUUUAGGUACAAAAGUUAACAGCAGGCCUAGAAAAGACCGAACAUAGAACUGCACAACCUAUUUAAAACCAAACCAAAUCGCGUAGUUCAGUUCCAAGGCCAAUCUUAUCCUUGCCAUGAUUCCAGUGCUUGGGGCCAAAAUCAGAUGACUUUGGCAUGUAAGGCAAAUGUGAUAUGUGAUGUAUAUUAGUCUGUCUAGUCAUGAACCUUUUUUGUUUUGUUUUGUGAUGUAAGGCCAUGAUUUGUGUUGUUAUACUUUUAUCUAAUGCAAAUUGGUCUGACCUGUGAUGUAAAUUCUGUUUUGGUAUGUUGUAAGUAGGAUUAUUCAGUUAUCGGUAUUUAUAACACCGAU
This is a messenger RNA of Linum tenue, 1741 nucleotides long. The record is from the annotation of a GenBank genome assembly. NCBI's taxonomy places the organism in Eukaryota, Viridiplantae, Streptophyta, Magnoliopsida, Malpighiales, Linaceae.